GAAAGAGGAGAAAGGAUGAGCCGAACAGGAAGCAGCGCCGGGGCUAAGGGCGGGAAGAAGAAAGGUUCGACCUUUGUUAUCGAUUGUGCGAAGCCAGUGGAGGACAAGAUCAUGGACAUCGCCUCACUCGAGAAGUUCCUCCUCGAGCGGAUCAAGGUCGCCUCCCUUGGCGGCAAAGCUGGUACCUUGGGCGAUGUUGUAAACGUUACGCGUGAGAAGAGCAAGAUCACCGUUACUUCCGAAGGACCCUUUUCCAAGAGGUACCUAAAGUACCUCACUAAGAAGUACCUGAAAAAACAUAAUGUUCGGGAUUGGCUUCGAGUCAUUGCCUCCAACAAAGACCGGAACGUUUAUGAGCUGCGGUACUUCAACAUUGCUGAGAACGAGGGCGAGGAAGAAGAUUAAAAGCUUACUUGUUUGCUACUUCAUUUGCCUGCUUCUUUUAAGAUUUUAACUUUGAGAAACCUGCAAGUUGUUCUUUUUGAUACCAAUAUUUUCGUCUUAAGUAUUUCCUAUCUCAUAAAAUAUGUUUUAUUGGUAUAAGCUCCCUGCAAAAGGAAAAUAAAUUAACAAUA
Molecule: messenger RNA, 575 nt
Organism: Dendrobium catenatum
Lineage: Eukaryota; Viridiplantae; Streptophyta; Magnoliopsida; Asparagales; Orchidaceae
Product: 60S ribosomal protein L22-3
Exons: 2
Coding region: 16-405 (129 amino acids)
Biological process (GO): cytoplasmic translation
Cellular component (GO): ribosome
Molecular function (GO): structural constituent of ribosome; RNA binding
Source: RefSeq, a predicted model, not a curated record